CGUUACCGUAUGCGGUAGUGGAUGAUAUCUGGGAUUGCUGGGGUGCUCUUUUACCAAUUGCAAGAGAGUGUCUAUUGAUCUAACUGAUAUUUCUGUGGUUUCAUUUAACCAUCAAUUCUAAUGAACGGUGUGGAAUUUAGUGCGACCACUUUUCUGGGUUUGUCGUGGAAUAUAAUUCUAGGUUUUUGCAACGACGUAAGCGGCUUGUUCAGUGCCCGAACAUCCAUAACUGUGGAUACAGACGACGUUCAAAUACAAAUACUAUUAUUUCUACUGAUUUGGUUGGUUAUUAACACUGUUCUAAUAGCCAUAUCUUGGUCAGUUUAUGGCACAAGGAUAUGUACAAAGAUUGACAAGAAAGACCUUGCUGAACAGUUUCCAUUUCCACCCAAUUUGGAAAGACAGUAAUACGAUAUCUCCUUUUCUGUCCUGUCUAACAUCUUACAAAAAUGGCUGCAAUCAAAAGAUUUUUUCAAAAGAGAAAACUUAAUGUCACCUUUAAAAGAGCUGGAGAUGGCCAUCGUCUUAGUGAGGAGAGUCGGCCAACACCCCGUACAGUGACGAGGGAACCUGUCCAAUCUGUGCCUCGACAAGAAACCUCCAGAGAAGCACAGAAGGCUGCUGAAGCUGCCUUGCUAAGAACUCAAGGUCAAAACACUAGGAAGUCAGCUGCAGUAUCUCAGAGGGCUAAGAUGAAGCAGGAGAUGGAAGCUGAGCUCAGACAACAGGAACAGACCAUAGCAGCGGGUGAGGCGGCUCGAGCUGGUCCAGCGAAGGUAGAGCUAGACAGUGCUCCUGUACUGUCCCAUAUUCUUUAUACCUGUCCAGACAUUGGCCCUGCAGUUCUUCCCAAGAAUGAAAUUUACAACUACAUUGAAGAGUUCCUCUUAAAGCAAAUCGGAGAGGAGCCAGAAAUGACUUCUGCCCUAAUGAUUCAUACACUCAACAAGGAUAAAGAGAAAGUAGGAAUUUGUAUUGAAACUUUGGUUAAAAUUCUAGGCAAUAUUAUAGCAAAUCCUGGUGAGGAGAAAUAUCGAAAGAUCAGAUUGACGACUAAAGCAUUCACAGAGAAAAUAGAUCCGUUAAAGGGAAGUAACGAGUUCCUACAAGCCGCAGGUUUUCAUAUUGUGUCUCAGCUGGUGAAUGGCACUGAGGAAAACUUUUAUGUAAUGGAUGAAGUUAUUGCACAGGAUUCCGAGAGACUUACUGGCCUGAAAGAAGUGUUGUUAGCAGCAGAGCCAAUCAAACCUCAACUGGACCGGGAUUUGAAAGUGUACCACCCCUCGCAACAGGCUUCCAAAUUCGACAUUCCAAAUGAAUUCUAUAACGUUAAUCCUGAGGAGAUCAAGAAAGAACAUCAGCGACGGCAAGAAGCAGUUGAAAAACUUGGCAUGUUACGCACCAAAGCCAUGCGAGAAAGGGACGAAUUACGGGAAUUAAGAAAGUAUCGCUUCACUCUUAUUCGAGUCCGAAUGACAGAUGGUAUGUUGUUGCAAGGAACAUUUAAGGCACAAGAAAAAGUCUCUGCGUUAUUCUCUUUUGUGAGAGAAAAUUUAGCAACUGAUUGGAUACCGUUUCAGCUUUUGUCUGUUGGUCAGAAACUUGAUGAAGAUAACACAUUUGCAGAGGCUGGAUUAGUGCCUGCUGUGGUGGUGACCUUCACUUUGGACCAGACAUUGGUGGCCGAUCUCAAGGCUCAGCAGGGAGCUGGAGCAGGAAGUGCAAUAUUGAAGCCAGAAAUUAUGACUCUCGUAGCGACAUUGUGAUAAAGUUCAGGAGUGGAAUA
Molecule: messenger RNA, 1786 nt
Organism: Mizuhopecten yessoensis (Yesso scallop)
Lineage: Eukaryota; Metazoa; Mollusca; Bivalvia; Pectinida; Pectinidae
Product: UBX domain-containing protein 6-like
Exons: 3
Coding region: 450-1766 (438 amino acids)
Cellular component (GO): cytoplasm
Molecular function (GO): protein binding
Source: RefSeq, a predicted model, not a curated record